AGAUUGCAAUAUUCACCGACAACCGCGUCUUCUAUCUAUAAAUAUGUAACGCUCUUUUCUGAAAAUUCCAUGUUCAGAAAGUGUAAGUCUGAAAAAUCAUGAGGCCUUCUGUUUGGCAUUUUUAUUUCAUUUUCUUUGUCACAAUCAUCUUGCAGCAGGGAACAACAAAGGCCUUCUGGCUUGAUGCCCACGCAACUUUCUAUGGUGCUGAUCAAAGCCCUUUCUCUCUUGGAGGAGCAUGUGGAUAUGAUAACACAUUACACACCGGAUUUGGAGCAAACACAGCUGCAUUGAGUGGUGCACUCUUCGGACAAGGAGAGGCAUGUGGUGCAUGUUAUCAAAUUAUGUGCAACUACAGAGUCGAUCCAAAGUGGUGCCUCCGCGGUGCUAGUGUAACUAUAACCGCCACCAACUUCUGCCCUCCUAAUAACAAUGGUGGCGCGUGUGACCCCCCACGCCACCAUUUUGACAUGUCCUUCCCUGCCUUCCUCCGCAUUGCGCGGCAGGGGAAUGAAGGAAUUGUUCCCGUGCUCUACCAAAGGGUUCCGUGCAAGAGGAGAGGUGGAGGCCGGUUCACGUUGAAGGGGCAAGGGAGUUUCAAUAUGGUGAUGAUAUCUAACGUCGGUGGCAGUGGUGACGUCAAGGCUGUAUGGAUAAGGGGUUCGCGGACAAGGACGUGGAUGACCAUGCACCGCAAUUGGGGUGCCAAUUGGCAGAGCAGCGCCGAUCUCCGCGGCCAGAGCCUCUCUGUCAGGGUCACUUUGGCUGACGGUAAAACGUUGGAUUUUCUUAACGUUGUUCCUUCGAGCUGGAAGUUCGGACAGACAUUCUCUUCUCGGAAGCAGUUCUUUUAGCUUACUGCCUGAAGGAGAUUAAGGGACUUAUACAUACAUAUACCACAAAUAUUCUUAUUAUGUCCUAAAACCAGAGAUUUUUUGGUGUUUUUAGGACAGAUAAUUAUGUUAAUCUUCCAAGUUAAUAUUUUGAGAUUUUCCCAGUAAUUCAAGGGACUUCUCAUCGUCAUUGAAAUAAACAAUCUUGUUGUUUGAAGUUUUACUUAGUAAUAAAAAGAAAUGUGCCUU
Rubroshorea leprosula is the source of this 1082-nucleotide messenger RNA. Lineage: Eukaryota; Viridiplantae; Streptophyta; Magnoliopsida; Malvales; Dipterocarpaceae. The record is from the annotation of a GenBank genome assembly.